AUGUAUCUAGAAGAAGAGGCUAUGCAAUGGCAUUGCUUUUGGGAAGAGGACUAUCCAAACACCACUUGGGACCUCUUCAAGGACGAGCUUUUACUUCGGUUUGGAGAGACCAUGUAUGUUAACCACGAGAUUGAAUUGAGAAAUCUCAAACAAACUUCUACCGUCCAAGACUAUCAAAGCAAGUUUGAGAGACUAUGUAGCAUGGUUAAGAAUCGACCAGAGGAUUCCAAGAUCGCCCACUUCAUAGGGGGUCUUGAUGAGGACAUUCAAAUUGAGAUGCUUAGGGAUCCUCCUACCGAAUUAAGGAGAUGUUUUGCAUUGGCCAAGACAAUUGAGGAGCAACUUAGAAGAAGAGAGGCACGUAAGAAAGUUUACAAACCGGGGCUUGUAUCCAAACCCAAGCCUAACUUUGUGAAACCAGCUCCACCACAGAAAAAGUUUGAAAAUCGGCCAGCCUUUCGCAAUAACAUUCCCAUUAAAUACAUUUCACGUCAAGAAAGAGAGGAAAGGAUUAAGAAGGGGCUAUGCUUCAACUGUGAAGAAAAGUGGCAUGCGGGUCAUAAGUGCAAGCAUUUUCAGUUAUAUGAGGUCACAGAUAGUGAUGAGGAACUUGAAGAAAAUGAAGAGAUAGACACCAAGGGCACUGAGGUAGCCAAGGUGAAAGAUGAGACUGAGGAAAAAGAAGAGGGCUUGUGUCACGCCCUCACAAACAAUGGGCCCAAUGCCAUGAAGGUUGUGGGUAAGAUCAAUAACCAAAAGGUGAUUGUUCUUCUUGAUACCGGAGCCACCCACAACUUCCUUAAUUCGAGGUUGGCUCAUCUCGUGGAUGGCAAGACUACUCCCCAAGCUUCUUUCAAUGUCAUGGUUGGAAAUGGAGAGAAACUAGCUUGCCAUGAAAUUUGCAAAAACGUGAGCUUGGAGAUGCACAAGGUUCCUUUCAAGGUAGAUCUAUACCUUCUCCCCAUUGGGGGUGUAGAUGUAGUACUUAGGAUUCAAUGGAUGAAAACCUUGAAAAGAAUCUUGUGGGACUUGGAUGACAUGACUAUGAUGUUUCCUAAGGAGGGUGGAGGGGAAGUAACCCUCAGAGCAAUCAAUCCUAGCGUGGACCCUAAGCCGGCCUUGAAGGCCCUCAUUGCAAAUCAGCCAGUAUAUUGGCUAGUGUCCAUGGUAAAAGAUGUUGUUCCUUCCACCACCGAUGUUGAAGAGAUUCCUCGUGACAUUCAUCAGAAAGCCGGGAUAGAGAGGCUUGUGAAGGAGAUGCUCGAAAGUGGGGUCAUCCGACCUAGUAGUAGUCCGUUUUCAUCACCUGUUUUGUUAGUUAAGAAGAAGGAUGACACAUGGAGGUACUGUGUAGACUACCGGGCCCUCAAUGAGGUCACGGUAAAGGAUAAGUAUCCUAUACCAGUCAUUGAUGAAUUACUUGACGAGUUGGUUGACACUUCUUAUUUUUCAAAGAUGGACUUAAGAGCAGGCUACCAUCAAAUUCGUAUGCAGAAAGAGGAUAUUCACAAGACCGCGUUUCGUACUCAUGAUGACCAUUAUGAAUUCCUCGUAAUGCCUUUUGGGUUGACAAAUGCACCAGAUACUUUUCAGAGGUGCAUGAAUGAUCUCUUUCGAAGAUACUUGCGGUACUAUGUGUUGGUGUUCUCCGAUGAUAUACUCAUGUACAGUCCAACACUUGAGAUACAUGCGAAGCAUUUGGACACCGUCCUUACUAUCCUGAGGGACAACCAGCUCUACGCUAAGAUGUCCAAGUGUACCUUUGGCCAGACUUCAGUUGGAUACUUGGGACACAUUGUCUCCAAGAAGGGCGUUAGAGCUGAGCAGAGAAGUUGGCGCUUCAUCAGUGGCUAUGAGUCAAUAGCUUCACCAUUGACCCACAUGUUGAAGAAGGGACCAUUUCAGUGGUCAGACAAAUUGAGGGAGGCCUUCACCCAGUUGAAGGCAGCACUUAUUUCAGCGCCCGUUUUGACUUUGCCAAAUUUUGAUAAGGAGUUCACUAUUGAGACCGAUGCCAGUGAUGUUGGAGUUGGGCCAGUUUUGAGUCAGGAAGGACAUCCAGUGGCAUAUAUGUCCAAAGCGCUUAAAGACGGCCAAGCCUCUCUCCACUUAUGA
Nymphaea colorata (pocket water lily) is the source of this 2115-nucleotide messenger RNA. RefSeq lists its product as uncharacterized. Bases 1 to 2115 code for a protein of 704 amino acids. Gene Ontology annotation, molecular function: aspartic-type endopeptidase activity. Gene Ontology annotation, biological process: proteolysis. Lineage: Eukaryota; Viridiplantae; Streptophyta; Magnoliopsida; Nymphaeales; Nymphaeaceae. The record is from RefSeq and is a predicted model, not a curated record. The transcript is spliced from 3 exons.